Messenger RNA from Plasmodium falciparum 3D7, 4017 nucleotides. RefSeq names its product putative phosphatidylinositol-4-phosphate 5-kinase. Lineage: Eukaryota; Apicomplexa; Aconoidasida; Haemosporida; Plasmodiidae. The record is from RefSeq and is a predicted model, not a curated record. Gene Ontology annotation, molecular function: 1-phosphatidylinositol-4-phosphate 5-kinase activity.
AUGGGAAAUAAGCUCACGUGCGGAGAAAUAAGGAACGAUGGCGUGAGAGGAUUAAAAAAUGCAUAUAAUUUAGAAUUGAAUAAGUCUAAUAUUUGUGUAGAAAAUAGUACAACGUGUGAGAAUAGUUAUGAUGAAGAGAAUUAUUUUUAUCGUUACGAAGAUGUAAGCUAUGUAGAAGAAGGAGAAGAAAGAAAAAGAGAAUAUAGUGAAGAUGAAAUAAAAGAAGAAGUUAAAAUUGUUGUUGAUAAUAAUAAUAAUAAUAUUUAUAAUUACCAUAAUGAGAUUAAGGAUAAAAAUAAAUUAAUGAAAAAAAGAGAGAAUCAAUAUAUCGAUAAAAAGUAUAUGAUAAAUGUUAAAAGAAUAUUAAUGUACAUUAAAGAAUAUGAGGAAGAUUUUUUAUGCUUCUUCAAAAAAAAUAAUGCAACAAGUAUCAUAUAUUUAAAAUACAUUGUAUUAAACUAUAAGACAUAUAUUAUGAUAAUCGAGAAGGGUGUUAUAUAUAUAGGAGAACUAAAUGAAAAAAAUGAGAAAAAUGGUUUAGGUAUAAUAAUAACACCAGAUCAAUGUAUCUACAUAGGUGAAUUUGAAGAAGAUAAAAUAACAGGAUUUGGAUUAUAUAUACAUUAUUCCAAAAGUAAAUAUAUAGGUUAUUGGAGAAGAGGAAAAGCAAAUCGAUAUGGUAUAUUUAUACAUCCUGAUGGAACAUUUUAUAAAGGGUUUUGGUUAAAUGAUAAACAAAAUAAGAACGGUAUUGAAUAUGUAUAUAAUAAUUAUGUAUAUAUAGGUAAUUAUUGUAAAGGAGAAAAAAAUGAGUUCGGUAUUUUUGUAUGGAAUAAUGAAUGUAUGUAUAUGGGCAAUAUAAAAAAUAAUUAUUUUUUUAAUAGAGGUAUCUAUUUUUUUAAUAAAUAUAAAAUCUAUAUAGGUAAAUGGAAAUCAAACUGUGUAGAUGGUAAAUGUGAAAUAAUUUGGAAAGAUAAUAGACAAUUUUUUGGAUAUCAUUUGAAUAAUUUAAAACAAGGAUUAGGUAUAUAUAAAUGGGAUGAUGGAAGAAUUUAUUUUGGUAACUGGUUAAAUAAUAAACAACAUGGUUCUGGUAUUUUUAUUAUAAUUAAAAACUUUAAAGAAUAUGAACAUUAUAUACAAUAUCCUAUUUUGCUUUUAUUUAAAAAUACAGAAAAAAUCAAAAAAAAUUUUCUUCUUAAUCUUUCAAAAGAAAAUAUAUUUCAUAAAGGAAAUAUUGGUAAAUAUUUUCAUAACCUUCUAAAUAAUUAUGAUAAUUAUAAUUUUUAUAAUUUCUUGUUUAAUUUGUUAUAUAUUAAUUUUUAUGAUCUAUGUUCUACAUUCUUUGAUUAUAUAAAGAAAAAAAACAUAAUUCAUUUUAAAACUAAUCACAAUUUUUAUAAUAUAAUUAAAGAUCAUAUAUGUCUAAUAACAGAUCAUUAUUUCAAUAAUAAAGUUAGUAAUAACAAAAUCGCACAAGCGGAUUCUUCUUUUUCUUUUCUCCUCACAGAUGCACAUGAUACAGAAAAGAAUAGAGAUCAAAGGUAUAUUAAUCAUAAUAAUUAUAAUAAUCAUAAUAAUUAUAAUAAUCAUAAUAAUCAUAAUAAUUAUAAUAUUCAUAAUAAUCAUAGUAAUAAUCAUAAUAAUCAUAGUAAUAAUCAUAAUAAUCAUAGUAAUAAUCAUAAUAAUCAUAGUAAUAAUCAUAAUAAUCAUAAUAAUCAUAUGGAUGAUUAUCAAAAAUAUCCCUCUCCGAAUAAUACAAACAUGAAAAACAACGAAAAUGAAAUGUUGAUUCAUAGUACUAAUAAUCAAAAGAAUAAUACAUUAUAUAAUCAAACGACAGGUUGUGAUAAUGAAAAAAUAAUCGCUGAUAAACAAAAAUAUGAAAAUAAUAAAAUUUUGAAAGGCUAUGAAAAUUAUCAAGGCCCAGAGCAUCACAAAAUAAGUAGCCCUACUCAUCAGCAAAUAAAUAGGACGUCUAAUGUAUUACCGUUCCAAGAUAUACAACGUUUAAUACUUUAUAUAAAUUCAAUAAAUUUAAAUGAUAUGAGUGAAAAGGACAUAAAUAAGCAUAAUCCCAUAUUUUCCUAUGCUUCUAAAAAUAUUCUUUUGAAAUAUGGUAAAUGGAAAAAUGGGAAGCUCAAAAAAUGGCUGUAUGCUAGUGAUGAUAGUAUAAGUGUUGUUAAUAGGGAUACCAUAAAUAAUGAUACAAAUGUUUUAUCAUACAACGGAAAAAAUAAAGGCGGCAGAAUUAAACAUUUUUUAAAGAAUAAGACGGAAGGUAAUAGUAACAACCAUAUGGAUAAUAAAAACAAUAUGGAUAAUAAAAAAAAUAUGGAUAAUAAAAACAAUAUGGAUAAUAACAACAAUAUGGAUAAUAAAAAAUAUAUGGAUAAUAACAACAAUAUGGAUAAUAAAAAAAAUAUGAAUAAUAAAAACAAUAUGGAUAAUAAAAACAAUAUGAAUAAUAAAAACAAUAUGGAUAAUAAAAAAAAUAUGAAUACUAACCACAAAGUUAACAGUAAUAAUAAUAGUAAUAUUAGUAGUAAUAUUAGUAGCAAUAUUAGUAGCAAUAUUAGUAACAAUAUUAGUAGCAAUAUUAGUAACAAUAUUAGUAGCAAUAUUAGUAGUAAUAUUAGUAGGAAGCAUAACAGUUACUCUUUCUCAUCCCUUUCGUCAUCUUCCACUAAGAGCCUAUACAAUACAAUGAAAAAAAAAAAAAAAAAAAAAAAAUACAUUAAUGAAAGAAUAUAUGACUCAGCACAUGAAAUUCAAAAGGACCUCAAAAGUAAAGGGCUAAUUCCACAGAAUGAUAAUAAUAAAUAUAUUUAUCAUAAUAAGGAAAAAAAAAAAGAUAUAUCAUAUGAUAAUGAUCACUAUUGUUAUCAUAGUGAUGAAGAUGAUAAUAUAUAUUUGCAUGAUGAAGAAAAAAAAAAUAUUCAUGUACCUCAUGAUAUAAAAAAUAUACAAAAUGACAAUGUGGAAAAAUUUAUAAAACCUCAAGGAAUAAAUCAUAAAUUCAGUAAUGAUUAUAAUUUCAAACAACACCAUUUAUCCUUUAUCCAUAAUAUAAAAGAAUACAAUGAUAUGCAACUACAUGAAAACCGAAAUACAAAAAAAAAUAUAAAAAAAAAUGAGAAAAAAAAAAAUAAAUUAAACAAUAAGUUGAUGUAUUAUAAAUAUUCAUAUAUUACAACUAGUACGAGUGAUCAUAUUUCAACCAAAUCACCUAAUUCGAUAUCUUCUUUGAAUACUAAUGUGAAUAGUAGUAUACAAUCCUUAGAAGAUAAAAGAAAAGAUAAAACGCACAAGAAUACUAGGAAUUAUCUAAACGAUAAACGUGUUGCCACAGAUAUUUCUUAUAAGCAUAUACAAAAAGAAAAUAAAGAAGAGACUGAAAUAACGUAUGUUAAUAAUAUCAUGAAAGAAAAUGAAAAACACCAAAAUGAUGAUGAAGAUAUAAAGAAUGUAGAAAAAAUAAACAGAGUGAAAAAUAUAAAUACGAAAGAAAAUAUAAACCAAAUUAAUAAGAACGAAAAAAUGAUUUCUUGUGCAAAAACUGGUGAUAACAAUAUGACAUAUGUUAACUUGGAUGAUAUGAAAAAAAAAAAUAAACAAAAUAUGAUAAUAAAAAAAAAAGGAAUUAUAAGACAAAAUAAAAUGAAUAGAAAGGAAACAAUCUCAAAUGAAAGUCUUAUGAAUCAAAUGGAGACAGAUAAAAAAAAUUUAACAAAUACAAGAAAUACAAAAAAUUCUACCUUGCCAUAUAAAUACAAAAAUUAUGAUUUACCAAAAAAGGGUUUCUCAUUAAUCUGGAGUCUUAAAAAAAGUAGGAGAAAUUCACCUUUAUCCACGAAAGAAAAAAUUAUGUAUCAAAAUGAUGAUCAAAGUUGUGACGAUCAUUAUGAUAAAAAAUAUGUUCAAAAUAAUGAAAUAACAGAUAAUCAACAAAAAAAAAAAUCCUUUUUUAGAAACUUUCUAAGUGUUAACAAAAAUAAAAAAAAAAAUACGCACUAA